Molecule: messenger RNA, 5826 nt
Organism: Paramuricea clavata
Lineage: Eukaryota; Metazoa; Cnidaria; Anthozoa; Malacalcyonacea; Plexauridae
Source: the annotation of a GenBank genome assembly
UAACUUUACAUAUCUGGGUAACAUUACUGGAAACGCUACAAGUAAACAGCUCGUGAAUACGACAUUUACCUUAAAUCUUAAAGUAUUUCAUGAAAUUACGUUUGGUAUUAAAUCUAGAGGUGGUUGUGGCAAAGUCAAUCGGAUGAAAGUCCACCACUAUGUUUGCGAUGAGACAUUUAUAAACAGUGUCAUGUUUAAGAAGACAUUGGCACCUCAAAACGGAACCAAAGAAGUGUUUGGUAAUUGCUCGGCCAAUACAGUUCAGGUUUCAAGUAAGGGUAACUUGAGAGCAUAUUGCCACAGUAAUGGAUCUUGGAGUACAGAAAGGGCUGGGGAAAUGGUGUGUAUGUGUGUUAAGGGGUAUGAACCUACAACUAAUCAUGGAUGUUCUGGUAUGUUUUGACAUACAGUUAUAUGUAGUCACAUUUCAAUUAAUUAGCCUUUCUCACGCCGCCAUUUUUGGGGUACUUUUUUGCCAAUCUUGCGAGCGUAACACCACAUAAUGGCGACAUUUUAUAAUUUUGUGGGUGUAUGAUGGUAAAUUUACUCUGUAAAUAGUUAGUUUGUUCUGAAAUAUUGCUUUUCACAUUGUUAUAACCGUUAACGAAAAAUUACAGUACCCCAAAAAUGGCGGAAUGAGAAAGGCUAAUGCGCUUUCUCUAUAUAUAUAUAUACAAUCAUUUAAAAAGUCGUUGGGACACUUGCGGUUUAGAUCAACAGUGACUAUAUACAUGCAAAUUAUUACAGGCAUUUAUAUCUCCCUCCCCCGUAUCACAAGCUAGAACACAUUGCUAUCGGAGGCACUAGACUUAGUUCCGAAAUACCACACACUCGUAGCUCAGUUUGUAGAGCAUUGGACUAGUAUCCCAAAGGUCGAGGGUUCGAUUCCCACCGUGAAUGGUCAGGCUAACUUUUCAGCCUGCCCGGUGUGGAAAUACACUCAGAGUAACAUGAAAAAACAUUAUACUCGCCUGAGUACGUAACAUCCAAACACACACAAAAAAUAUCAUUACCCUCGUAUAUUUAUAAGAACUUGUGCAUGACAAUCUUUUGGCAACAGGAAUCUGGGCCAUUAAGGUUUGAUUCUGCCGAAAUGCCUAUCGUUGCAUUUUGCUAACUAGAUUAGGUCUUAAAUACGUAGAUACUAUAUUGAUACUAUCCACGAAUACGUACUUAAACACUUUAUCUUUUUUGAAGAAAUUAUUGACAAUUCCACAAGAUCCAGUAAAAUACAGACCACCACUGUGAUUAUCAUUAUCUUAUGUAUAAUCAUCGGAAUAUUUGUUGUCAUCGCAUGUGUAUUGUACUCAAGACAACGUAGACGUAUGCGUGAAGCACGUUUCGGUGGGAAGGACAUUGAAAUGAUUGAUAAAAUUCCACACGAAGACGGCUGGAAUAUCGAUCGUGAGAACAUUCAACUUCUUAAAACAAUUGGCGAAGGAGCUUUUGGACAAGUGCUUAAAGCUAAAGCUUACAUUCCUAGAUUAGAUUCAAUGUGGCUAACAGUUGCCGUGAAAACUUUGAAAGGUAUAAUUUGAGUAAAAUUAAUCCGUUUUUUGCUUGUAAUAAUUGAUUUUAUAUAUUACUGUUAUAAAUUAUCACUUCAAUUUAUUCACUUUUGUUUGAUCGUUUUGCUACAACUAGUAGUAUAUCCUCUACUCACCUCUGGUGUUUAUAACGUAGGUGCCUUGUAUGGGACUUGCAUUCUCGUUUGCAACUUUCCAACUCUUUUUUUCUACUGUAGAUUUGUAUUAAAGUCAUGAUGUAUGCUUAUUCCUUUUAUGUACUGCUUGCUACAGAUGAUGCGACAGACGUGGAAUUCGCAGAUCUAGCUUCUGAAUUGGAAGUGAUGAAGAAAAUUAGACCACACAAAAAUAUAAUUAACCUGAUUGGAUGUUGUGCUCAGAAUGGUAAAUAUGUGAUGUCUCUUUCUAGCAUACUGGGACUUCCACCGAAGGAAUGGUUUAUAGUUUGGCAUUGUUUGGUCAUUGAGUUACACAUAAUUAUAUUGUCCACGUACGCCUAUACCAAUCAAAAUAAUUUUCUACUCAAUUUCCACAUUGUUAAACUUUCCAAAUUUAGAUAGGACGAUUUUCAAUCUUUACACCGUUCCUAUACCCGUAAUCUUUACCCACACUUAAAUGACACUGGAAAUGCAAUGCGUUAUAAAUUUCAAAUCAGCCCUGUUAUCAGAGUCUGAACAAUGAUAUACGUUCGUGGGUAAACCUUACUACUCAAUUUCCACAUUGUUAAACUUUCCCAAUUUAGAUAGGACGAUUUUCAAUCUUUACACCGUUCCUAUACCCGUAAUCUUCACCCACACUUCACCCACACUUCACCCACACUUCACCCAGACUUCACCCACACUUCACCCACACUCAAUUUCCACAUUGUUAAACUUUCCCAAUUUAGAUAGGACGAUUUUCAAUCUUUACACCGUUCCUAUACCCGUAAUCUUCACCCACACUUAAAUGACACUGGAAAUGCAAUGCGUUAUAAAUUUUAAAUCAGCCCUGUUACCAGAGUCUGAACACUGAUAUACGUUCGUGGGUAAACCUUAAAAAAAGAUUUAGCUUAAAAAAUUCAAUUCAAUGGUAUACCGCGGAUCGAAAGCUACAGUAUACCAAAUUAGUUGUGGUAUCUUCCAAAGACCAAUCAACUUUAUCUAUAUGACUAUGUUUUCUUGAUAAUUUAGGUCCGUUGCUUGUGAUUAUUGAAUAUGCACCUCACGGAAAUCUACGUGAAUACUUACGAAACCGCAGACCACAUAGACAAGGAAUGACUCCAGCACCGCAUGCAGAUGAAGUGUUAUCGUUACGAGAUUUUAUAUCCUUCAGUUAUCAAGUGGCACGGGGUAUGCAGUAUCUUGCUUCAAUGAAGGUAAUUGUUUCUUUAUAUACUUUUCUGUGUGUGUUUUGUAUUAUGUACUCAGGUGAAUAUAAUGUUUGUGAUGUUACUCUGAGUGUGCAUCCACACCGGGCAGGUUGAAAAGUUAACCCAUAGACAAUCCAGAAGACUUGACUCAGAAGUCUUCUGGAUUGUCUAUGCUCGAACCGACUUGACCUCGUAGCUCAGUUGGCAAAACAUUGGACUAGUAUCCCAAAGGUCCAUGUAUAAGCCUCCCCCCGUAUAUAAGCCCACCCUUGUAUAGUCGGAGGUUGUAUAUACAAUGAGGAAUGCUGCAUGUCAAAAUAUUACCCAAUCGAUAGUUGAUGUACAGUACUUUCAUUAUAAUUUUAAAACAACACGAUUAUAUAAACAUGUACUCAUCGUGUACUUUAUAUGGCAAUGUCUUCAACAGUAUGAAUAUGGAAAAUAUGAAAACAUAUGUGUUUUCAUCCCUUAUUAAUUUCACAUGGUAAAUACGCUUAACUUUCAAAUUCAGACUAAAAAAAAAUCGACAUUAUUCUCUCGUAAAAAUAUUCUUGUUCUUCCUCUUUAUAGUGCAUCCAUCGUGAUCUUGCUGCAAGAAAUGUUUUGGUUGGAGAUAAUAAAGUGAUGAAAAUUGCUGACUUUGGCUUGGCAAGAGAUAAGACUGACUAUUACAGAAAAACCACAAAUGUAUGUACGGCUGUGAAUUCCUGCAAUAUACAGCUAUUUCAAUUAAGGUUGUCUUCCGAACAAAGUGGAAAAGUCGAAUACGAGCGCGAAAGGCUGCUGGGAAUCGCUAAUAAAUGAAUGAACUUAUUGGCGAUUCCCAGCAGCCUUUCGCGCUUGUAUUCGACUUUUCCGCUUUGCUCGGGGGACAACCUUAAUUGAAAUAGCUGUAUAUAUACAUAACAUGCUACAUGUUGUAUACAUGAAUAUUUUGCGGUCUCAUGAUAUAAGAAGAGUGCUUUUAGUUACUGUAUUCAACCAAACACCGAACUUAUAACUGAAUGAUAAAGCUGUAUACAGUCAUAUAAAAACCUUAUAGCUUAGUUUUGUUUCAAAUUGAUGGGAAAUGGAAUUCAUAAUUUAACCCGUGGUUUAAUUCCAGCUUAGUUUCCGUCUUUGUGUCAGCUGUCACAAUUCUUUGUUUGAGUAAUCUCUGCACUGUCAAAGUAUAACCCUAUUAAAAAGCUUAUUGAUUGAAUAAAGUGAUCAUUGAUUGGUCAUAAUCACUUUUUUCUAGGGUCGCUUGCCGAUAAAAUGGUUGGCGCUCGAAGUUUUGUUUGAUCGAGUUUUUACAACGAAAAGCGAUGUGUAAGUAAUUCAAAUAAAAGCUGCCUUCUGAAAGUUAAAACUCAAAUAGCGUUCGAACCAUAACACCAUGAAAAGCACAAUUGACUGGUACAGAACAUGUGAUCAAUUAUGAAGCGCGGCAGGGGAAAUGUUUUUCGCCUGAAUGUCGAGGUUUUGCGGUUGCUAGUUUUGACCAGCGGACAAACUUUUACCCUGAAUUUCUGUGCGCGUUGCCGGCAUUGUACUAACAACAAAAAAACUAGAUCAGUAACAUUUUAUAUUAACCUCCUCCGCAGGCAUCUCACCCGAUGAAUCGGGUGGUCGGAAAAAGUUUGGUGAAAUUUUUUUCAAAACCCAUUCGCAGGCUAAAACCCAUAGAGAAGCCUGCGGAGGAGGCUAAAUUUUAUACAGUAUCUGUAAAAACAACUCUCCAAUCCAAACAUCCAUUUAAUUUAUUCAUUAAAUUUAUAGAUGGGCCUUUGGUGUUCUUAUAUAUGAGAUAUUUACUUUUGGUGAGUUUUUUUUUUGUUUUUUGGGGGGUUCCAUUUUUAAAGAUCUAGAAGGUCACAUAAAGUUAAUAUAUGUCAGUUGCUAAUGUUUUCCAAUAUGUUCGUAGGAGGCACGCCGUAUCCCAGUGUGCCAAUUGAAAAGCUAUUCGAACUUCUAAAAUCUGGUUAUCGAAUGGAGAGACCUGAAAACUGUCCACCAGAAUUGUGAGUGGCCGAUCUUCCAUGUUUUAAAAUUAAUUAUAGGUACAUAUAUGUAUUAGACUCAUAUAAUAAUUGUAAAGUGUAAAUUUAGGCCGUUUUAAUAUGUUCCUCACAACAUUUCUUCAUGUUCCUGUUAGAUAUGAACUGAUAUCACGGUGUUGGUCACAGGAACCAGGAUGUCGACCAAACUUCACUGAAAUUGUGGAGGAGUUGAGCAAGAGGUUGGAAAGCAUGACAACAGAGGUGAGGUAUUAAACUGUUGGGAAAUGUUAGAGCUAUAUUUUUGAAAAACAUUUAUAAAUUUAAGGUAAUAAAAGUGUCAAAAACUUAAUAUGAGUAAUGUCAUGGUUUAUUCAAACAUUUGUCUGCAUAGGCGUACGAGGCAGGGAGAGGGCUGCUCCCAUCCCCCCAAAAUAUUUUUUGGUUACCUGGUGAAAGUGAUACCUGGUCACUGACCUGGUUAAGUAUUUGACUCAGUCCCCCAGUUUUAUGUAAUGAUUUGCAAAAAUGCGAUGUCAUUUGAAAAAUUAGGGACUGUAUCUAUAUAAACCCUUUAUCUAUAUAAACCCUGGCUAACUACUGAUAAAAUCAAAUCUAUAGGUUCAUGUUUUUUAUUUACUAUAUAUAGGAGUACAUUGAUGUUCAAGCGCCAUCGUUAAGCGACAGUACUUCGCUCACACUAUCAGAGUCAGGGCCUAACUGUCUGAGUUCAGUUCGUAUAUCUUUCGGAAACGUUUUUGUCGGCGAGGAAAAUGACGCGGAGGACGAAGACGAAAUACAAAUGAACGAAUAUGAUGAUCCCGACAAGAGAUCUGAAGAGAAGAGCAGCGACAAUGUAUUCGUCGAAUCCGAAGUGAAUUCCGAUAAAGCCGAAGCAAACAUGAAGGUUGCCGGCGAAGAUUCGGUGUCGAUAGGAAACGGCUCGGAAAGGGACGACAAUUUUGAAGCCUAA